CUUUGCACUACCCCCAAAGUUAGUAAAAAGUUCUUUUUUAGGACUGUAGCCCCUCCCCAUUGGCUCCUGUGCUGCAGAUCAUUGGUCUGGAGACCACAAGGAAGCUGCAUUGGUAACUUUAUUGAUUGAACAUCAGCAACAGUUGCCAGCAGAGCUCACUCACACUCACACUCACACCAUGGCUAGUGCAAGGCAUAGGAAUAAAGGCAACUCUGCAGAGAACAAUGCCCAGGCUGCAACUGGCAAUGACGUGGCAAAGAAGAACCCCAAACCCCAGAAAGGAGGGUCAUCAUCAUCAUCAUCAUCUGGGAAAGCUGGGUUCUUCAGCAAGCUAUUGACUUUCCUAUUCUAUGUAGUAGUGAUAGCUGUGGCUGCUGGCACUGGCUGGCUGGUGUAUAAUGUCCUGGAAGAAGUCUCAUUGAUCAGCAGCAAACUGAGCCACUUAUCAAGCCAGAAGGGAGAACUGGCAGAAACUGUGAACACCCUCCAAAAGCAGGUUGAUAUACUUGAAAAAACAGCUGGACGAGUAGAAUUUAUCUCAAAAGACAUUCAAGAAAAGCAACAAAGACACGACACUUCUAUCAAGAAUUGCGAAAAGGAACUAGAUAUUGUUGGUGUCAUCCUAAAAAAGCUGCAGAAGGAUCUAUCGGGUAUCCUCCAAGAUGUAAAACUCCAAGGUGACCUGGAUCUCGAUCUCUUCGACAAAACCAUGCGGGAAAAGUUUACAGAGUUAAAUAAUUCAAUUAAUGAAGAUCUGUCAGAGCUUUCCGAGGUUCAGAAGUCAAGCCAGGAGGAGAUUAACAAUGUGAAGGCCAAAAUAGCUUCUUUAGGAGACUUAAAUGCGCUCAACGAAGAUGUGAAGGCUUUAAAAGAUCUCGUCUCUCAACUACAAUCCUCACUUAAGUCUAAGGAGGAGUCUGUAGACUGGUUAAUGAACAACGCCUUAAAUGUGGAAUCCGUUACGGCCAACAGUAACGAAAUCGAGCUUCUCAAGAGGGAACAAGAGAACGUAAAGAAAGAUGUGGAAGAUCAAAAGGUGGCAGUCAAUAGUCUGGUGGAGAAGAUUUUGUCCAAUGAAGAUUCCAGCCUGAAAGGAGAACUGGACAGAGUCCUCAAGGAAUUCGAACAAAUUUCUUCUUCUGUCAAAGAGUUGGAAGGAAAUUAUAUCUCUGCCAACGAUGAUUUACUUAAAGAUAUUGAGACAAACAGAGACGGCUUUGAGCAGAGACUAAAUCCUCUCGAAAUGAAAGUGAAGGAGUUGAGUAGUGAAACGUCUUUGAAGACCAGUGUUGAGGAAUACAAUAGAAGACUAAAUGCCGUAGAAGAGGCCAUCGUUGGCUUGAAGCACCAUUCAUCUGAUGGUCAAGGAAGCCCUGAAGUAUCUGCGAAACUGUCAACUCUAAAAGAAGCUCAACAAGCCUUAUCCGAGGAAGUAGACAAGCUGAGAUCUUCCAUUGCAGCCCUACCGAUCACUGACUUUGAGAAUUUACAAGUCGAGGUGACAAGCCAGAUUCAGGAGCUAAAAGUAGACUUUGAGCAAUUGAAGAGUAACGUUGGGUCUUCCGAGCCGACACCCAACGCCGAUGGUUUAAGUUCCUCCAUUAAAAAACUGGAGUCGGACUUGAAGAUGAUGAGGGAGGCCGUGGACAGUUUGGUGGCUUAUUCUGUGAAAAUAGAAAACCACGAUAAUGAUUUGAAAUCUGUUAAAGAUUCCGUGGAGGAUCUUAAAGAAAGUACUGAUAAACUCUUAGUCAAAUUUGAACAGAUUCAAGAGAGUGUAUAACUGAGCCAAGCCUGAGCAGAAGACCAAUGUAGGGAUGUCAAAUUAGUUCUCAAUGUGUUCUCAUUAAAAUGUGUGGGUUUUUUUUCUGUACUUUUUUAUUUCUUUAUUUAA
Molecule: messenger RNA, 1894 nt
Organism: Hyla sarda
Lineage: Eukaryota; Metazoa; Chordata; Amphibia; Anura; Hylidae
Gene: CKAP4
Product: cytoskeleton associated protein 4
Source: RefSeq, a predicted model, not a curated record